GUCUCCUGGCCAAUCAGCGUCAGCAGCGCCUCCUCUCUUUCUUUGUUCCCCAAACCCCUCCCACUCCAUAUUUGGACAGUGACGUCACGGCAGCGUUCAAAAGGUUUCCCAUAUAUACAUACUCGAGUCAGGGCCCGCGCUCCCGUUACUUGAAGUGAGUAAACUUUACGCACGGAGCGCAUGAAGUGCCGCAGACGCACAGAGCCACAGUGAGCCACAGGGACAUGCAGCUCUAACCCGACCUGGACGCACAUCCUCACUGUCCACGCUCUCAGGAAAACCCGCGAAAGACGAAGAGAGAGUGGAGCGCGCGCGCACGAUGACAGCCAAAACUCUGGAGAAAGUGAAUCCAGUGAAUCUCGGGGGGUUCGUGCACCCGACGGGAGACAGCGUCUACUCCGUGGAUGACAUCGCCAGCAGCCUGCCGACCUCUGUGGCCAUCUUCCCCAACGCAGACCUGGGAGCGCACUACGACCAGAUCAAUGCUGCAGCAGACAGUCUGAUGGACAUGUGCGCGGAGAAGCGCUCCAUGGACCUCUCGUACUCCAGCGGCUUCUCCCAGCCCCCCUCCCACCGGAACCAGACCUUCACCUACAUGGGAAAGUUCUCCAUCGACUCCCCUUAUCCAGCCAACUGGAGUCCCGACGGAGUGAUCAACAUCGUUUCGGGCAUCUUCAACAUGACCCAGCCACCUCCUCCUCCUCCUCCCCCCUCAUCCUCCACAUCCUCCUCUCCGGCUUCAUCAGGAUCUCCGCAUCACUUCUCCAGCGGAAAUUUGAGUUGCACCAUGGCGGCUCAGAGUCAGGCAGAAAUAGAUCACCCCCACCACCCGUACUCACCCCCGCCUCCGUACCCGUCCUCCAGCUGUCCGGAGGUGUACCACCAGGACCCCUCUGCGUUCCUGUCCACCUCCACCUGCCCGAUCAGCUCCUACCCCUCCACCCCGUACCCCUCCCCCAAGCAGCCCGGCAGCUCGGACGCCCCGGGGCUGUUCCCCAUCAUCCCCGACUACACGGGCUUCUUCCAGCCGACGUGUCAGCGGGACAUGCACGCGGCUGGCAUCCAGGACCGGAAACCGUUCGUCCCGUGCCCGCUCGACACUUUCCGCGUGCCCCCUCCUCUCACCCCGCUCAACACUAUCAGGAACUUUACGCUCGGAGGUCCGGGUGCGGGCGGCUCAGACGCGGGGCAGCAGAGGCUUCCUUCUGCCUACAGUCCUCAGAACCUGCCCCUGAGGCCCAUCCUGCGACCCAGGAAAUACCCGAACCGACCCAGCAAAACCCCCAUCCACGAGCGGCCGUACCCCUGUCCGGCGGAGGGCUGCGACCGCCGCUUCUCCCGCUCCGACGAACUGACCAGACACAUCCGCAUCCACACUGGACACAAGCCCUUCCAGUGCCGGAUCUGCAUGCGCAACUUCAGCCGGAGCGACCACCUCACCACGCACAUCCGCACGCACACGGGGGAGAAGCCGUUCGCCUGCGACUUCUGCGGCCGGAAGUUCGCUCGGAGCGACGAGAGAAAGAGACACACUAAGAUCCACCUGCGGCAGAAGGAGAGGAAGUCCUCCGCGGUGUCCUCCUCCUCCUCCUCCUCCUCAUCCUCCGCGCUGGAGCGCUCCUCGGGCGUCAUCAGCGCCACCAGCGGGAUCUGUUCCUAGGUCUCCACACUAACCCCGAAGAGAUGGACAAACGAGACGGUUUACAGACUGGAUGGAAAUGAACAACUUUGUGCGCUUUUACGCACGUAGGCGCUCAGAUCUCACAAAGACUGAAAAGAAUGCACUUUGUCUGCACAGUCUACUGAACAUAAGAGUCAUUUAUAUAAAUAUAUUCAGCCAUUCAUUCGUGGACUGUUGUGUUUUGAAGGGAUUUUUCACUUACACUGAAUGCGCUCGCGCCCGUGUACAUAGAAAAUACUGCAAUAACUUUUGACGCACCGUGUUUAAGUUAUUAGACUGAGUGUCAGCGGGUUUGUUGUGCUCGGCCGCGUGUCCGCUCCAGUGCCUUGUUGUUUGUUUGUUUGUUUGUUUGUCCACACUGACGCUCCUAAUGCAAUGUAAAUACUGAACAGUUGAAAGCUUUCUAUUUUUCUACAUCGGUUCGUCCUUUAAUUGACUGUGAUUUUACUGAACAAGAGUGUACAUAUGUGGAACUUUGACAUGCGUGCUGUGAUGUGUCCUUUAAGACUUAUUAUUAAAUCUGAUGACAAACCU
Oryzias melastigma (Indian medaka) is the source of this 2215-nucleotide messenger RNA. It is a transcript of the gene egr2b, whose product is annotated as early growth response 2b. Gene Ontology annotation, molecular function: DNA-binding transcription factor activity, RNA polymerase II-specific; RNA polymerase II cis-regulatory region sequence-specific DNA binding. The coding region runs from base 320 to 1660 and encodes 446 amino acids. Lineage: Eukaryota; Metazoa; Chordata; Actinopteri; Beloniformes; Adrianichthyidae. The record is from RefSeq and is a predicted model, not a curated record. The transcript has 2 exons. Gene Ontology annotation, biological process: regulation of transcription by RNA polymerase II.